GUGCCGGAUCAUGCUGUCCUCAGUCUUUGUGCUAGAGUACUUCCUGGACACGCUCUGGAAGGGGAUGCUGCUCUUUAUCUUCUGCCUUGUCUUGGUCUGCAGUGGUAGCCUGAAACAGGUGGAGAAGCAGGAGACCUGGUGCUUUCCUGCCUAUGGCAUGGCUAUAGGCCUGUGGCUCAUGAUCUCCUCAUUGCCCCGGCGCCGCCUAGUGCUGAACCACACCCGUGGCAUGUACCAUUUCUCCAUCAGUGGCCGAACUGUAUGUCAGGGGCCAAUGCAUCUGAUCUACGUGCGCCUAACACUCAGCUCUGAUGGUGAUGUCUGGGAUACGAGAGGGUAGAGGGAGAGGGACAUGGAUUCAGAGCUGGGAAGGGCCAAUAGAGUCCAUCUGGACGUUCCCACCCUGGCGGCCCAAUCCCUACCGUCCUACCCCUAGGCUCUGGGAGGUUGGGGCCCUGGCUUAGUUGCUUGUCUAUUGCUAGUCUAU
Molecule: messenger RNA, 487 nt
Organism: Onychomys torridus (southern grasshopper mouse)
Lineage: Eukaryota; Metazoa; Chordata; Mammalia; Rodentia; Cricetidae
Product: transmembrane protein 249-like
Exons: 2
Coding region: 11-340 (109 amino acids)
Source: RefSeq, a predicted model, not a curated record